Messenger RNA from Diachasmimorpha longicaudata, 4339 nucleotides. RefSeq lists its product as uncharacterized. The record is from RefSeq and is a predicted model, not a curated record. The transcript has 4 exons. NCBI's taxonomy places the organism in Eukaryota, Metazoa, Arthropoda, Insecta, Hymenoptera, Braconidae. Bases 1041 to 2090 code for a protein of 349 amino acids.
GGGGGCUGGGGGUCUCAACCACCGAACACUUCUCCCCCGUCUCCAACAAUAAUCCCCCACACAAUCGCGCGCGCGCGGUGAGGGUGGCAGUGAAGCUGAGAGAGACCUGCAAGAGGUGCCCCGGUUGCCUUCAAGUCGACAAAACGGGUAGGGGAAAAAAAGGUGGCUUGAGGAGCCGGAGAGUGCGGAAAGAAGGGAGAAGAAGGAGGUGGGACCGAGGCGGUGAGUGAGUAGUGAGGUCCGCACAAGUGAGUAACUGGGAGUCGCCACGGGACCCUCUCAGUCACCACGAGAUCGGCAAACCGAAUGGUCAGAUGUGUCGUGUCGUGUCAAAGUUUAGGGAUAAUUUUUACCUCAUUCAACGUAACAGACAAUACAAUAGUUCAAGUCCACCUGUUGAUUUGAUGAUUGAAAAUCGGUUGAAAUCGGUAUGAAAAAAUCGACGAUUGACGAUUUUUCAAUUGUCUAUUGAAUAAACGAGACGGUGGGAUUUUAAUCGACAAUUUUAUGCUGAAAAAUCGGUUGCGAUCGGUUGAAAUCGGCGGGUAGUAUUUCCUUAAACCUCGAUCCAACACGUUAAACUUUCAUUCCAUAUUGAUCGAUCAUUCAGUGCGUAAAUUGGUUGAGAUCGGUAAAAAAAUCGGCAAGUGAUUGUUACUAAAAAUUUCAUUGAACAAAUUGGACGUUCUCUUGAUCUAAAUAAAUUGUUGAGUGCUCGCAAAUCGGUAGAGAUCGGCAAUAAUCGGUUGGUGACGAUUCUGUAUCAGACGAUAAACUGAUAAUGGAAGUUUCGAGUUUGAUACGUCAUGCCGACGGCGAUGUGCCGUGCCUCUCGCGAUUAGACAUUGUUUAUUGAUGACUCCAUGUAUUUGUGGUGAGACAAAACUUAAUAAACGGCAAUAUUUUUAUUGUGAUUUGACGUUAAAAAUUUGUUGAUCGUUAACGGCGAGAGGGAUUGAAGUGCGCGAGUGGAUGCUAGAACGUGGUGGUGUUAUUGGGAGAAGACGGGGACACUCCAGACACUGGAGAAAGAGGAAGAGAUGAUCUACGGUCUGCUGGUGGCCGGUGUUAUCGCCCUCGCCACAAUAAGGCGGUAUCCGGUAGCACAAACGGCUACCCUGACGAGCCUGGCGUUGUUCCUGAGCUCAGGAUUGAGUGGGGCAUCGGCAGCUCCUCAAUACGGCCUAAGUUUUGGGGACAUCGAGGGCCAUCCGAUGGAACCCUGGGAGCAACCCUGUGGCACCCCCUUGGGUGCGGCAUUGAAACGAUCACCCCAACGGCACAGCGUUCAUCGUGCCUUAAAACGCGUUCGAACUCAACUUCGAGUUGCUCAAAAUCAUUUCAGAAAGGACCUGAAGGAUGUUCACGACAUUUAUUCGAAGGUUUAUAAAGUGCUGAAGGGGCAAUACCACAUGACAUGGCUACCGAAGAACCAGCUGGAGUGGUAUCACACUGAAUUGUGGUGUAAGGAGAAGAGCAAAAAGGCCGAGCACGCGUUACCGAGACUUCACGAUGCACUCCAGAGGUUCGCUAUCACGUUUCAUUCACUCAGGAAAUUUCGAUUGAAGUCCAAUAUCGAUGCCGAACGAACGAUCAACAGGCGAAAUGAGAUUAUCGGGGGAAUGCAGAACGAAGUGUUGAGGAUGCUCUGCGAAGUAGAAACAGCAAUCUUGAACCUCGGUCUUCAACUCCCGGUUGUGCACAAGGCGAAAAUUGUCACGGAGAGUCCGGACUGGGCGACGGAGGGAGACCUGACCCUCAUGCUUAUUCAGGACUGGGGAGUCCUUCGACUUUAUCAGGCGUUUUUAAACGACUGGACUCGUGCAUUUCGCAACGCCACAGCCACGGGCCCCGGUACAUGCGAUCCCAAGACUGUUAAGCCACUGUCUGCUUACCGUCCGAAGCCGAAAAAUCCGAAGAAAGUUGUGCGCAUGAAGGCGAAACGACCGCCUCAAAACAGGAAGAAAAAUCCAAACGGUCAAUUUAGGAAACGAAAUGGCGUGGGACCCAGUGAAGAGGGCCUGAAUGCCCGACGACGUGGGAUGAGACGGAGGCUCAUGAGAAAUCGACGACGAAAAAUUGUUCAGUGAAUUUUUCCAUUUUUUUACACUUCAAUUAUAAACCAUAAACUCGCGAAUGAAAAUCAUCAAUUAUUUAUUUCAUUUUUUCACAUUCAUUUGAGGUGUCUUAAGACCCAAAAUGUACUUGAUCAUUCGAUUUUCAUUUUUUCAAGAAUUAAUUAAAGAUUUAAGUGAAUCGCUGGUUGAGGCGAAAGCUCCUGAACAAAUAGUUCGUCAAAAGUUGAUUCACAAAAAAUAAUUUAAAAAAAAUAGCUCAGGGAGAAAUAUUCGGUGGAAAAGCACCCUAAAGGGAGAGAAAUAUUCGGUAAAUAUUACCGAACUCGAAGUUCGCUUAUCGAUUACCAAAUUGACUGAGAAUCUUUACGUGAAAAUAUCGGAAUUUUUUACUGACGAUUUAGAUGAAAAUUACGAAAAAUUCAGAAAAAAUUGCGGGAAAGCUCCGGAAAUUUUUCGGAACCGCAAUUUGGUCUCGAAACAUUGAAAAAAUACGUAAUUUGGAAUUUCAUUGGUUGAAUAUGUCUCUCAGUACAAGGAAAAAACAACCGAUGGACAGAAUAAUCUCCGGAAAAAUACCAGAUUUCGGAAAAUAUUUUCCUAUUUUUCCAUAAGCUAUUUUUUCAAGAUCUAUUAUUACUAGACUAUUUUUUCCGGCAAUUAUUCCCCUCCCGAGCACGACAAGAAAUGUUUGUGGUGUGAAGGGGAGGAAAAUAUUUUGAGAAUAAUUCAGAGGACGAAAACUUCCAUGACAUUUAAGACAUAAUUAAGUCAUUCUUGGUAUCGCAAUUCAAAAACUUGAGACGUAUUUGUUAAAUAGAGAAUUUUGGAUUCUGACGACUACGUCGUGCUGUCAUAUUUGCAUGUCUUAAAUUGACACGUCUUAUAGCACUUGUCCUAUUUUUUAAGACGUGAAAAAUUUGGAUAACUAACAAACCCAUUAGUCUCUUCGUCUGAACAGAAAUUUUCCCUAAGAUGAAACGACAUGAACGUCUUUUCUGGUUUUGAAAUGUGAAAAUAAUAAUAAGACGCGUCUUUUGCCUAUUUACAAUCUAAAUAAACUAUUCGAAUUAAAUUCAAUAAUCAGGGUAUCUAAACCAUCCACGGACUUGAGACCAGUAUUAUAAAAAUGCUAUUUAAGAGUUAGAAGCAGUAUUACAAUGCAGCAAAUGUCUCCAUCAACGAAUAACAAUUUGCAACAUUAACACAGAGUAAAAAUUCCCGGAAAAAGUACGUGACUAGUCACGUAAUAGUGCACCAAAUAAUCAUUCCAAUAAUUUUAUCAAAAUUCACAUUAAAAAAUACGAGACAAAAAUUAAAAGUUUAUCAUUCCCUCCGGAAAAUUUACGGUACCAUCAGUCAUUUUUUUUCACCUCGUAAAAUUUCCAGAAUUUUAACUAAAAAUUACUCACUUUCUCCUGACGAAGAAAGUACUUUUGACAGUUGUAAACACAUGACCUUGACAGCCGUGUUGACACAUCGCCAGUGUCUUGAAGGUGAAGGUCAACACAAUAACAAUAACAAACGUCUAGCGUAUGGGUCAGAGCCUCGCUUGACAUGUCAGAGGUCUUGAGUUAAAUAUCGUUUGGAUAAAAAAAAUGGUACCGUAAAUUUCACGGAACUUCUCACGUACUUUUUCCAGUAUUUUUUCCCUUCGUGCAGAGGACAAGUUUCCCGUGUAAAAAAAUAGACACUUGUAAAUACUGAGUAUUUCACUCUCAUCAUGUGCCUUUUGCGGUUAAUUCCAUGUUCCAUAUGUAACUCGGAUGAAAUAGGAAAAAUUAUUUAUUUGUUUUAGCUUUAACGCGCGGCACAGGCGAGCUUAAAGUUAUUAGCUGUGAUAUUGUGAACAUAAGAUUUUUCAUUAAUGUUAUUUUCUAAGGGAUUUUUACACUAAAUUCUAAUCGAUUAACUGAGGUUUUUGGAAUCUCGGAGGGUCUCGUUAAUUUUCACUGAGAACUUCAGUCUCUUUUCUGCUGAUGCGUUACUGGAGAGAUAAAUUUAAAGAAAAAAACAUUUUUUUAUUUAUCGACUGAUAAGAACACUCCAUUCACAAACCGUGACAAUUUUUUAAGCAUUCGAUGGGUGAUAUUCAUUUUUUAAUGAAUAUUUCCGUCUUCUAAUUGCGAGUGAAAUGAAUUUAGAAUAGUAUUUUAUAAAUUUAUUGUAAUGUAUUUUUUACCGAUUUUACUGAUAGUGUAUUUAUUGGGCAUACACGCAUACUUAUUUGUAUUAUGAUAAACUAUUUAUUAUACCACGUUACC